This is a messenger RNA of Eutrema salsugineum, 888 nucleotides long. RefSeq names its product PRA1 family protein B4. Gene Ontology annotation, cellular component: endoplasmic reticulum; Golgi apparatus. NCBI's taxonomy places the organism in Eukaryota, Viridiplantae, Streptophyta, Magnoliopsida, Brassicales, Brassicaceae. The record is from RefSeq and is a predicted model, not a curated record. Gene Ontology annotation, biological process: vesicle-mediated transport. The transcript is spliced from 2 exons. The coding region runs from base 106 to 768 and encodes 220 amino acids.
CUCUCUCUCCUUCCCUCUCUUUAUUUAAUCCUCACGCUAAAUCCUCUCUUAAUCUUUCGAUUCUUUAAAUCUCUUCACCCAAUUUUUUCUCCCAGAUCUGCAACAAUGGCUUCCACGGCUCCUCCGAUCCUCCCGAUCUCCAAUUCGCAAACCGUCCCAUCCGCCGCUCCUUCCUCCGUCGAAUCUCAGCCACCGAUUGCAACUCCGGCGUUCCGUGCCUUCAUCAAUCAGAUCUCAGAAACCGUCAAAAACGGCCUCUCGCAGCGUCGCCCCUGGGCUGAGCUCGCCGAUCGCUCCGCAUUAUCCAAACCGGAGUCGAUUUCCGACGCCGCGGUUCGGAUCCGCAAAAACUACUCGUAUUUCAAGGUCAAUUACCUCACCGUCGCGACGGCGAUCGUCGGGUUCUCUCUCGUCACGCAUCCUUUCUCUCUCGUCUUCCUUCUCUGCCUCCUCGCCUCUUGGCUCUUCCUCUACCUAUUCCGUCCCUCCGAUCAGCCGAUCGUCGUCCUCGGCCGCACGUUAUCCGAUCGGGAGACGCUCGGGUGCCUGAUCCUGUUUAGCAUCUUCGUGAUUUUCCUCACCGACGUUGGAUCUGUUCUUGUCUCGGCUAUGAUGGUUGGAGUCGCGUUGAUCUGUGCACACGGUGCGUUUAGGGCUCCGGAAGAUCUGUUCUUGGAUGAGCAAGAGAAUGUAGCCACCGGAUUCCUCUCUUUCCUCGGCGGCGCCGCCUCAUCUGCCGCGCCUGUUGUCGUUGCCGCUCGCGGGUAGAACUCUUAAUCGUCUCUGAUCUACCAGUCCGUCUUGCCAUCUUUCGAUUUGUUCUGAUUACGGUGGCAUAUGUACAAUCGAAAGAGUCCAAUUUGGUAUAUGCAAGUUCCAUUCAAAUUU